UUUGUUAGUGGCGCAUUGGCGAGGGAGCGCUAUGGCCGCUACUAACGAAGCCUACUACGUCUCCAACCCUAGUUCCUGGGCUAGGGUUAGGGCUUACAGGAGGGAGCGAUGGCGGAGGAGAGUGAUUCCAGGCGCGCCAGCAGCGCCAGGAGGCCGCGCACGGAUUUGGCCCGCCGGCGCCCACAUUCGCAGCCCGAUCGGCUGCUGACGGUUUCUCGUAGGAAUUCUAGCGGCCCGGGGAAGAUGGAGGGCGCCGGCGAGGAGGUUUGUAGGCCGAGCGAGGAGAAGAGCGUCAGGGUGUUCAAGCGCAGGGAAAUUGGGACGUUUAACGAGGACAAGAGCAAGAACGGUAGGAAUGGGGGGAAAACGAAUGGAAAAUCCAAGGCCGGGAGCGAGGAGAAGCCACCGGAUGCAAAGAGACGUCGCCAGCGCUUGGUUCUCGAGGGCUCGGACGAGGACUCCGAACCGUCCGAGAAGAAUGGCAAUGGAAGUAAAGACUCUUCCAGCCCGAGCAAGCGAGCGGAGUCCAAACCGGUUGCCAAGGCCGCUCCGGAGUGCGUGGGGUUGAGGAAAAGCUCGCGAGUUGUGAAGAGACGCACCUUCGACGACGAGAUAGACUUUGACGAGGUGAUAAAACGUAGGAGGAGGCCGCCGCAGCAGGAUAGUGCGAAGGAGGCUGCUGCCAAACAAGUUGACGAGAACACGGACAGUGCGGAUGACGAUCACCCGAGGAAGAAGCCAAGGAGAGGAAGCAUUCAGGAGCUCCAGUCCGCCAGCGAAAAGCCAAAACAACGAGGUGGUUCGGUAGUAACUCAAGAGAAUGCUGUGCCAAGGGAAAAGCCCCUGACUGCAAGACAAAGGGCUAUGCAAGCGAAGGAUAGCGGCAUACUAGAACAACCAAGUACGUCUGGAAGAGACGAGGCUCAGAAGGUAGAUUCUCCGAGCGAUAGCGUCGACUCGAAGGAGAAAGCGACAGUGCCUUUGACGGCCAGGCAGAGGUCGCUUCAAGCAUGCAAGGACGGCGACGGGAACUUUGGGCUCAUUGAGUUUCCCGAGGGUCUAAACCAUACAGAUCGAAGACGGAAAGCCAAACUUACUGACGAAGAAAAGCUUGCGAAGAAAGCUGAAGCGGCUAGCAAACGAAAACAGCAAGUAGAAAAGGCUGCAAAGGAGAUACAGGCGUCUGCCAUACAAAAAAUCCUGAAUCAGGACUCAAAUAGAAAGAAAAGAGAGGAAAAAAUACAAAAGCAAAAACAAGAACUGGCAGAGGAAAAGAAAGCUGCUGAAUUGGAAGUCGCUACUAACUCCGUUCGCUGGAUUAUGGGUCCUUCUGGGACUACGGUUUCGUGGGCUCAAGAUGAGUUUCCAGCUCUUUUCUCUUCCGGGCCUAUAAGGUAUCCCCCUCCUCGGGAAAAGUGCGCUGCAUGUGAUAAUGCGUACAAAUAUCGGGAUUCGAAGUCCAAUCUGCCUCUUUGCAGCCUGCAAUGUUACAAGGCAGUGCAACAACCAUUGAAGCCGGCAUUAGAAGUUUCUCCGGCUCAGUAGUUGUGAUGAGGUACCAUUGAAAUUCAUACUUUUUUCAGCUAAACGAUCUAGCUGGUAGCACAGGCAAAUUGUGGUUACGCAGACAAAUAUGUUCUAAAGAAAAUCGAAAGUGAUAGUACCUUGGGCGACA
This is a messenger RNA of Selaginella moellendorffii, 1675 nucleotides long. RefSeq lists its product as uncharacterized. Gene Ontology annotation, biological process: chromatin remodeling. NCBI's taxonomy places the organism in Eukaryota, Viridiplantae, Streptophyta, Lycopodiopsida, Selaginellales, Selaginellaceae. The transcript has 6 exons. The coding region runs from base 109 to 1545 and encodes 478 amino acids. Gene Ontology annotation, cellular component: Ino80 complex. The record is from RefSeq and is a predicted model, not a curated record.